Molecule: messenger RNA, 321 nt
Organism: Striga hermonthica
Lineage: Eukaryota; Viridiplantae; Streptophyta; Magnoliopsida; Lamiales; Orobanchaceae
Source: the annotation of a GenBank genome assembly
AUGGUGAAGCUGAGGAGGAAAAAGAAUGGAGAUGGAGAGAACACCCCAAUUGGUGUUGAUGUUAAAGGCCAAGAAUCCGUGAAUAAGUUGUUGCAUAUUCGGACUUGUCCCCCAACCCCACAGUGUUUUUCUGCCGGCCAGGGGCAUUCUACGGCAUCAACGCCCAAGCCGUCCAGGAUUAGGCCUCCACUGAAUCAGGAGAGAGCUAGACUACAAGAUGUGAAGGAGAUGAACAAGGAGAUAAACAGGGUUGCUGCUGAAAAAGAUGCGAGAUCUUUAGACGUCUUCUGGUUUCUAAAACCAUGCACUCUUUCAAGUUAA